Molecule: messenger RNA, 3113 nt
Organism: Cricetulus griseus (Chinese hamster)
Lineage: Eukaryota; Metazoa; Chordata; Mammalia; Rodentia; Cricetidae
Source: RefSeq, a predicted model, not a curated record
GGCCGACCUGACGAAAGCCCGGCGCGACCGGACGAAGAAGGACCCUCGGCCGCCGGGCGCGCGCCUCCCCGGCCCCCGGGGCGACUUUUUCUCAGGUCUCCAAAACCGCCCUUAUGGCUGAGGUGAAGGUGAAGGUGCAGCCACCGGACGCGGAUCCGGUGGAAAUAGAAAACAGAAUUAUAGAAUUGUGCCACCAGUUCCCUCAUGGAAUCACAGAUCAAGUAAUUCAAAAUGAAAUGCCUCACAUUGAAGCCCAACAACGGGCAGUGGCCAUCAAUAGACUGUUGUCCAUGGGUCAGUUGGAUCUCUUAAGGAGUAAUACAGGCCUUUUAUAUAGAAUAAAGGAGACUCAGAAUGCUGGUAAAAUGAAGGGGUCCGAUAACCAAGAAAAACUAGUCUACCAAAUCAUAGAGGAUGCAGGGAAUAAAGGAAUAUGGAGCAGAGAUAUUCGAUACAAAAGUAACUUGCCAUUAACAGAAAUCAACAAAAUUCUCAAGAAUUUGGAAAGUAAAAAGCUUAUCAAAGCCGUGAAGUCUGUAGCAGCCUCCAAAAAGAAGGUUUAUAUGCUCUAUAACCUGCAGCCAGACCGAUCUGUGACUGGUGGAGCGUGGUACAGUGACCAGGAUUUUGAAUCUGAAUUUGUUGAGGUGCUUAACCAACAGUGUUUCAAAUUCCUACAAACUAAGGCAGAAACAGCAAGAGAAAGUAAACAGAAUCCAAUGAUUCAAAGAAACAGUUCCUUCGCUUCAUCACAUGAAGUGUGGAAGUACAUCUGUGAAUUGGGCAUCAGUAAGGUAGAGUUGUCUAUGGAGGACAUAGAAACCAUCCUGAACACACUCAUUUAUGAUGGGAAAGUGGAGAUGACGAUCAUUGCUGCAAAGGAAGGCACUGUCGGCAGUGUAGAUGGACACAUGAAACUGUACAGGGCAGUCAACCCAAUCCUCCCACCUACAGGCUUAGUCCGGGCACCCUGUGGACUCUGCCCCGUUUUUGAUGACUGCCAUGAAGGUGGUGAGAUUUCACCAUCUAAUUGUAUUUACAUGACAGAGUGGCUCGAAUUUUAAUAGAGAGCUGUGAAUUUUACUUACAUUUGGCAAAUGAAUUACUUGGAGAGCAAAUAAUUCAUGAUAGAACAUCCAGUUUCUUUGAAAGCAUACUUCUCUAUGAUGGAUACUGACUUGCUGCUAUGAAAACGUAUUUAUUUCCGAAGACAGAACACAAAGCAGAUGAAGUUUAAUAAAGUUUAAUAGGGAAGUCUCUUCAAGAAAAUACCUUGAAGCUCUGGAAAAGAAGCCAGCAAACCUACACUGACCAAGUACUGCGAUAACAGAUAGAGCGUGAAGGUGACAUGUAAAGUUACUUGUUAAUGUCUUCAUUGAAACUCAUCAUAUCAGGUUUAUUAUCACCAUUUCUGUUGGUUCGUUCUUGGGUUUCAUUGAGAGGAACAGCUGACGAUGGGAUGUGUGCAGACUUGGGGCCUGAAUGUAAAGUGGACAUCCGUUUUCCACACUGUCCAUUCCUCUUCACUUCAGCAGCACUGUUUCAGGAGAGCAUGCUGCCACACUGACUUUGUGUCCAGGACAGGAGUUUAGAUCAGUGGUAGUCCAUCCUAAAGGGGAUAAUCUCCCAACUCCUUUGUUGUUAAGGUUGUAAAUCUCUCUGUAUGGCUUAACUGUACUACUUGCCAGAAUUUUUUCCAGAUUCUUACUUCAUGCCUAUAGUUUGACCCUCUCUGCCAUCAGCAUCAAAUUCAAAUUUUGUAAUCUAAUCCCCAUGUGCGAUGUGAUAAGUAGGACCUUUGGAAGGUGACAGAUCGUGAGUGUAGAGUCCUCAUGAGUGGAAUUAGGGCCUGUAUAGAAGACACCCAAAGUGUUCUGUUGGCUCUUUAUCAUUCCAGAGCACAGGGGAAAGAAUAAGGAUGUGGGCCCUUGUUAGACAGUAAAUCUACCAGCACAUUCGACUUCCCAGCUAGAAGCAGUUCUCAGUCUGUAGGUUGCAACCCCUUUGGGGUUUGAACAACCCUUUUAAGGGUUUGUCUGAGAUCUUCAGAAAACAGACAUUUACUUUACAGUUCAUAACAGUAGCAACAUUAUAGUUACACAGUAGCAAAAAAAAUAAUUUUAUGGUUGGGAUGAGGACAACAUGAGGAACUGUAUUAAAGGGUCGCAGCAUUACGAAAGUUGAAAACCAGUGAUCUAUUGUGUUCUAUCAAAGCAGAUAGAAGAGAUAGUAUCUAAUAUUUUAACUAAACUAAAACUAGCUGGGUAUGAUGGUGCACUCUUUUAAUCCUAGUACUUGCGAGGCAGAGGUAGGUAGAUCUUGGUUAAUUUGAGACCCUUGGUUAAUUUGGCCUACAUAGUGAGUUCCAGGACAGCCAGGGCUAUAGAGAAAGAGACCCUGUCUCAAAAAAUAACAGUAGAUCAUUGCCCUUCGUUUUGAGGGGUGAGAACCUGUCUUUUACAGUAUUUUAGAUCGGUCUCCUUUUUUCUUCUUCUUUUCUAAAAACAUGGAGUGCUGUGUCUAAGCAGAAAAAAAAUCACUGUAGUUUGUUAGUCCCAGCACUGGGCACUGGAAAACACUAAUUGUCGUGCUGUUACACAGAAGAUAGCCAUAUGCCUUUUAUGGAUCUCAGUGGUUGAUAUUUGCUUUCCCUCUCCCUCUCCCUCUCCCUCUCCUCUUUUGAGACAAAGUUUUUCUGUAUGGCCCUGGCUAUCCUGAAACUUUAGACCAUGUUGACCUUGAAUUCAGAGAUCCACCUGCCUCUGCCUCUGAGUGCUGGAAUUAAAGGACUCUUCUACUAUGUCUACUUUACUUUGUGUCUUAAAAGUUUCUUUAUGUGAAACAUGGGCCAACUGAAAGGGUUCACACUCCACCCUUGUAUUCUGUCUUUUUGUUUUAUUUUGUUGGAGAAGAGUCUUACUCUACACUGGAGUUCACUUUAUGGUCUAGGCUGGCCUUGAACUUAUGGUGGUUCUGCUUUAGCCUCCCAAGUGCUGGGAUUACAGGCAUUUAGCAGCCAUGCCUGGCUUUCUAUUAUCUUGGUAAUUAGAUACUAAGUUUUAAAUUUGCUGUGUCCCUUGCCUCACCAGAAUAAAAAGGUACUUGAAAAGGUU